Lathyrus oleraceus (garden pea) is the source of this 1822-nucleotide messenger RNA. RefSeq names its product gallate 1-beta-glucosyltransferase. Gene Ontology annotation, molecular function: quercetin 7-O-glucosyltransferase activity; quercetin 3-O-glucosyltransferase activity. Bases 159 to 1586 code for a protein of 475 amino acids. The record is from RefSeq and is a predicted model, not a curated record. Lineage: Eukaryota; Viridiplantae; Streptophyta; Magnoliopsida; Fabales; Fabaceae. The transcript has a single exon.
UAUACUAGUACAUAAUUUAGUCAAAGAAAAUUUAGUCAAAGAAAAAGAGAAUAUGAUAUUAAUAUUCAUAAAUUAAAAGUAUAUUCCUCCUUCUACUGCUAUAAAAGUCCUAUACUAAACUCUGAAUAAGAAACUCACACCAAAGAAAAAAAACAAAAAUGGGAUCCGAAGCUCCCAUUCAAAUCCUCCUAGUAUCUUACCCUGCACAAGGACACAUAAACCCUCUUCUUAGACUAGCAAAGUGUCUUGCAGCAAAGGGCUCUUCUGUCAUUUUCAUCACAACAGAGUUCGCCGGCAAAAACAUGCGAACCGUUAACAACAUCACCGAUAAAUCAACCACCUCAAUUGGCGACGGUUCUCUCACUUUCCACUUCUUUGACGACGGUUUACCAGAAGAUGACCCCAUCAGACCAAGUCUCAGCGGCUACUCCGAACAGCUUGAACUUGUUGGAAGAAAGUUUCUUUCUGAAUUGAUCCAGAAUCAUGCUGAGUCAAACAAACCAAUUUCAUGUAUCAUAAACAACCCUUUUCUUCCUUGGGUUUGUGAUGUAGCGACGGAACAUGAUAUUCCUUCUGCUUUGUUGUGGAUUCAAUCCGCAGCUGUUUUCGUAGCUUACUAUAACUACUUCCAUAAACUGGUACGUUUUCCUACGGAUUCAGAGCCUUAUAUUGAUGUUCAACUCAACUCUUCUUUUGCUCUUAAAUACAAUGAAAUCCCAGAUUUUCUACAUCCUUAUAGUAAAUAUCCAUUUCUAGCGACACUCAUCUUAGAACAGUUUAAGAAUUUGUCUAAAGUGUUUUGUGUUCUGGUGGAUACAUAUGAAGAACUCGAACAUGAUUUCAUCGAGUACGUUUCAGAAAAAUCGAUCCUCAUGAGACCUAUUGGUCCUUUGUUCAACAACCCAAAAAUCAAAGAUGCCAGUGAUAUUCGAGGCGACUUUGUUAAGAGAGAUGAUUGUAAUAUUGUAGAGUGGCUGAACACGAAGCCAAAAGGCUCAGUGGUUUACAUUUCUUUUGGGACUAUUGUGUAUCUUCCACAAGAACAAGUGGAUGAAAUUGCAUAUGGGUUGUUGGAUUCUCGAGUAUCUUUUCUAUGGGUAUUGAAACCACCUCCUAAGGAAGUUGGUCGGAAGCCACAUGUUUUGCCCGUUGGGUUUUUGGAGGAGACAAGUGGGAGAGGAAAAGUCGUGAAGUGGGGUCCACAAGAAGAAGUAUUGUCCAAUUCUUCGGUGGGAUGUUUCUUAACACAUUGUGGUUGGAAUUCAUCCAUGGAAACACUUACUUUAGGAGUUCCGGUGUUGACUUUUCCAGCAUGGGGUGAUCAAGUUACAAAUGCGAAAUUUCUGGUUGAUGUUUUUGGAGUUGGGAGUAGGUUGGGUUAUAGUCAAAUUGAAGAUAAAUUGGUAACAAGAGAUGAAGUGAAGAAGUGCUUAUUGGAAGCAAUGGCUGGGGAAAAGGCAGAGGAGUUUAAGAAAAAUGCGAUCAAGUGGAAGAAGGCGGCGGAGGUGGCGGUGGCGACUGGUGGAUCAUCUGAUCGGAAUCUUGAUGAAUUUAUGGAAGAUAUUAAGAAACAUGGAUCUGUAUAAUAUUCAUAAGAUUUAGUGUAGAGUUCCAAUAAUUAUUAAUGUCUGUUGUGUCGCUAUUAAUGGAAAUUAUUAUAGUAGUGGGAUUUUCAUGACACAUUUGUAUGCAAAAUGCAAAACGGAAUUGUGAAGUACUAAAUGUUUUCUUUCAAUAAAAAGAGAUCACGUCUCUUCUAGAAGCAUAAUAAAUUAAUAAUAAAUGUACCAUUUACUACUAUUAAAUAUUUUAUUAAACAAUA